GUGAGCUUUCACAGUCGUAAUUAUCCUCGGAUAAAUCUAUCACACUUCAACUUCAGCACAGCAUGAGUUGUAAUUUUCAUCAGAGCAGACAGUUUCAUUAGAGCUCUCUGUGUAAACUGGAUGUAGACAUGAGUGCUUCUCAGCUUCCCAACCUUCAAGACAGCCUGAAGGAAAGGUUGUGCUCUUAUGGGGGCAGGCAAGCAGCUAUCACUGCCAAAGCGUUCACGAUUAACAAACCUGUGGUACAAAGGAAAACCAAGGAUGUGCAUAGAAGCUUGCAGCCACUGCCAUCGUUGGCGAUGCGACAGGGAAAAACACGGCAACAUGAUCUCGAUGAUGAAUCGUGUGAUAUCAAACGAAUCUGUGAGCCCGCUUCGUUCAAAACCGCCGAGUCUCGUGGUGCAGCCACGCUACCAGAGCUGCCUGCCUCCCUGAAAGUAAAGCAAGCUCAACUAGCGAGUUCACGCAGCCAUGUGUCGUCUCCACUUUCCUCUACAUUAGUAAGGACACUGAAGCCCAUUCCACUUAAAGCAAGUAGCGUGUACGGGAUGACAAACCCACUAGAGGUUGUGAAGCUGCUAAAGUCACAUCCAGAACUUGGAUUUCUAUACCUAUCACCAGCUGUGCCAAAGUCCUCUGUUCUAUAUCAUUCAUAUAACAUCAAGGUGGUGCGGUACGCAGAGGUGAACAAAUGCAACUACCGCACGAUUAGCCCGCACGGAGUGACGCACAUCACGGAUCAUGAAUCGGAGUUUACCUCUCUUGAGAGGUGGACACAUGAGUUCCACUACUUCCAGAAACUUGUAAAGAUACCGACGUUCCGUCUGUUUCGGAAGUGGAAAGCGUUCACGACGUGGAGACGAAAUGUCAGACGCAACAAGUUCAACACGUGCAGAAAUCAGCUGCGAGAAAACCUCUUCAUCGUAAAUCCUUGUCUGCGGCCAGCGUUGCUGAAUGUUCGAGAGAUGGCCUUCACGAUCAGUGACAUGGGCAUGUGCAAGAUGCGCCAGCUCUACACCUACACUCUACAGGAGUUCCUAGAGGAGCAGCUCACACACCUAAAAGAUGUGUCAGCGAGACUUGCUGAGUUUAGAGAGCUGGUGAUGGAGGUGGUGCGCAGUGCUUGUAGGGCCGCUCUUCUCGACACUGGCUUCACUCCUGACGACUUCAUCUUAGAGCUGCAAAAUUCAGGAGCAGCUCCGAUGGACCUCGAGAAUUCUCUGGAGAUGUACAUCGAAGCUGCAGAGAAGAUGACGUACACGGAGCAAGCCAAUAAGCGAAGCCAGUGCCAUCGCCUGACCAGCUUCAUCAGACUUGCUGAUUAUCUCAUCGCCUGA
Messenger RNA from Priapulus caudatus, 1337 nucleotides. Its product is annotated as dynein heavy chain 6, axonemal-like. The record is from RefSeq and is a predicted model, not a curated record. The transcript has 10 exons. Bases 129 to 1337 code for a protein of 402 amino acids. NCBI's taxonomy places the organism in Eukaryota, Metazoa, Priapulida, Priapulimorpha, Priapulimorphida, Priapulidae.